Molecule: messenger RNA, 1970 nt
Organism: Ctenopharyngodon idella (grass carp)
Lineage: Eukaryota; Metazoa; Chordata; Actinopteri; Cypriniformes; Xenocyprididae
Gene: hdac8
Product: histone deacetylase 8
Exons: 11
Coding region: 113-1249 (378 amino acids)
Molecular function (GO): histone deacetylase activity
Source: RefSeq, a predicted model, not a curated record
UUGAAAUAACGGACGAUUAUUGUUGUAACGUUCAUUGUCAGAACAGCCAGAGCGCAUCGAAAGGCUCUGUAUCGGUUUAUGAGGAGCUUUGAUUUUAAUAGUUUCUUCUUAAAUGAGUGAUAAAAGCGACAGUAAUAAUGACAAAAGCAGAAAUCGCAGUGUGGUGUAUGUUUACAGUCCGGAAUAUAUCCAGACAUGUGACUCACUGUCUAAAGUGCCAAACCGGGCGAGUAUGGUGCAUUCACUGAUUGAGGCGUAUGGCUUAUUGAAAUACAUGAGUGUGGUUAAGCCACAUGUGGCUUCAAUAGAGGAGAUGGCUGUGUUUCACACAGACUCUUACUUGCAGCACCUGCACAAGAUCAGCCAGGACGGGGACAAUGAUGACCCUCAGUCUGUUGACUUUGGACUGGGUUAUGACUGUCCGGUGGUGGAAGGCAUUUUUGAUUACGCGGCUGCCGUUGGAGGAGCCACUCUGACUGCUGCCCAGAAUCUGCUGGAUGGAAAGUGUGAUGUGGCCAUCAACUGGGCCGGAGGGUGGCAUCACGCCAAGAAGGAUGAGGCAUCUGGGUUCUGUUAUGUGAAUGACGCUGUUCUUGGAAUCCUCAAAUUGCGGGAGAAGUAUGAGAGAGUUCUCUAUGUGGAUGUGGACCUUCACCAUGGAGAUGGUGUGGAGGACGCUUUCAGCUUCACCUCUAAAGUCAUGACAGUGUCUCUGCACAAGUUCUCCCCUGGCUUCUUCCCAGGCACAGGUGAUGUGACUGACACUGGGCUGGGUAAAGGACGCUGGUACGCAGUUAACGUCCCCUUUGAGGAUGGCAUACGUGAUGAUCGGUACUGCCAGACCUUCACCAGUGUCAUGCAGGAAGUAAAAGCUCUGUUUAACCCUGAAGCAGUUGUGAUGCAACUAGGAGCGGACACAAUGGCUGGAGACCCCAUGUGCUCCUUCAAUAUGACUCCUGAUGGAGUUGGAAAGUGUCUAAACUAUAUACUGGGCUGGGAGUUACCCACUCUGCUACUAGGAGGAGGCGGUUAUAACCUUGCCAAUACUGCCCGCUGCUGGACCUAUCUAACGGGGACCGUCCUAGGACAGACUCUGUCUUCUGAGAUCCCAGACCAUGAGUACUUCACUGAAUACGGCCCAGAUUAUUCCCUGGAGAUCAGCCCGAGCUGCCGACCCGACCGCAACGAGAGCCAGCAUCUGGAGCGGGUCAUCAGCACCAUCAAAGGGAAUCUGAAGAAUGUAGUUUAGGAGUGGGCUCCCAGCUCAUGUUUCCAAAUCAGGCCCUGCUCCUCUAAUGAAGACAGUAUGUCGGAGCCAUCGCCAGAAGGGAGCUUGGAAAACAUUACUUGAAUGUUUCCAGGGAACAUUUUUUUAAAUGCAGAGAUGGGCCAGUGUUGCUGCAUUUGAACGGUUUGAGUCAAUGUUGGCUCUGGGGCAAAUGUAUAAAGGGUGUAUUUUUUACAAAAAUCCAAAGCCAUUUUCAGAUAAAACAAAGUGUGAGUGUGUAUGUCAAAAAUAACAUGAACCCCCCCCCCCCCCUUUUGUUUUUAAAAUAUGUGGGAUCAUUUGUAAAUGAGAAAUAAUAAAAUGUUCAUUUUAUUCUGAUGAUUGUGUCUGAUGAUGAUGCAUCCCAAAACCAUGUCUAACCAUGGUUCAGACGGAAUAGAAAUGGCAAUUCACUCAGAUCUUUACAGUCUGGCUACAUCCCCCUUCAUGAAACCAUUCUGUAACUUAACUGCAAUAUGUUGUCCAGUGAUGGAUUGGAUAACUGAAAUUUAAUGGGCAGACUGACCAAAUACCAAGUCAUGUUGGCUUCAUUCAUUAACCGUUUUAUGUUGCCUAUGGCAUGCUUUUUACCACAAUGUUUAUUUUCUUGUGUUUGAGUCAAAAAUUGAGAAUGUUUCAAGCUGUCUGUCAACUUGUUUUUAUAAAUGCUUUUCAGUUAUAUAUUAAAAUACAAAAAAAGUAA